Molecule: messenger RNA, 5669 nt
Organism: Cuculus canorus (common cuckoo)
Lineage: Eukaryota; Metazoa; Chordata; Aves; Cuculiformes; Cuculidae
Gene: BMPR1B
Product: bone morphogenetic protein receptor type 1B
Exons: 12
Coding region: 349-1962 (537 amino acids)
Biological process (GO): protein phosphorylation; dorsal/ventral pattern formation; cellular response to growth factor stimulus
Cellular component (GO): plasma membrane; signaling receptor complex
Molecular function (GO): transforming growth factor beta receptor activity, type I; ATP binding; SMAD binding
Source: RefSeq, a predicted model, not a curated record
AGCCUCCUCUGGACCCGUUCCAUCAGCUCCGUAUCCUUAUGCUGAGGAUUCGAAGCGCUUUGGCGGGACGGCUCGGGCUCCCUUGCAGGGCUGGGGGAGCCCAGGGGUCCCUCGCCCCGGCGGGGGGCAGCGGAUGAUCCCCGAGCUGCCGCCGCCCCGGCUGCCCUUUUGCCGCCGAGCUCCGGGGGUCGCCGCUCCGCGGGCCGCGUCCCCGCCGGGGGCAGGAGCCGCCGGGGAAGGGGAAGGGGGCGCGGCGAGGAGGCGGCCGGGGAGGAGCGGCGGUGGCCGCGGAGCCUCUCCCUGCUGCCGCCGCUCUGGCUGCGCGCCCGAGCCAAUUUUCUAGACAACAUGCCCUUGCGAAUUUCUGGCAAGUUGAGCAUGGAGACCAGAAAAGAAGAUGGUGAGAGCACGGCACCUGCCCCUCCGCAGAAGAAGCUGUCCUGCCAGUGCCACCACCACUGUCCUGAGGACUCGGUCAACAGCACCUGCAGCAUCUGUGCGAUUCAUAAAAGACUUUCAGUAAAGAAGCUCAAAGCUACUUCAAAAACAACUAGGACCUUGUUUUACUGUUCCAUUUCAAGUUUUGUGUGUACAAACACUGAUGGCUACUGCUUCACCAUUAUAGAAGAAGAUGAGUCUGGUGGGCAUUUGGUCACCAAGGGAUGCCUUGGAUUAGAGGGCUCAGACUUCCAGUGUCGGGACACUCCUAUUCCACACCAAAGAAGAUCUAUUGAAUGUUGCACAGGUCAAGAUUACUGUAACAAACACCUCCACCCUACCCUGCCACCACUGAAAAAUCGAGACUUUGCCGAAGGAAACAUACACCAUAAGGCCCUGCUGAUCUCGGUGACUGUUUGCAGUAUACUUCUGGUGCUUAUCAUCAUUUUCUGCUACUUCAGAUACAAACGCCAAGAGACAAGGCCCCGCUACAGCAUCGGGCUGGAGCAAGAUGAGACCUACAUUCCCCCUGGAGAGUCCCUGAAGGAUUUGAUCGAGCAGUCCCAGAGCUCAGGGAGCGGCUCCGGGCUCCCUCUCCUGGUUCAAAGGACCAUCGCAAAACAGAUUCAGAUGGUAAAGCAGAUUGGAAAAGGUCGCUAUGGAGAAGUCUGGAUGGGAAAGUGGCGUGGCGAAAAGGUAGCUGUGAAAGUGUUUUUUACCACAGAGGAGGCCAGCUGGUUCAGAGAAACAGAAAUCUACCAGACUGUGCUGAUGAGGCAUGAAAAUAUUCUCGGUUUCAUUGCUGCAGACAUUAAAGGUACAGGAUCUUGGACCCAGCUGUAUCUCAUCACGGAUUACCAUGAAAAUGGCUCACUUUAUGAUUAUCUGAAAUCUACUACCUUGGAUACAAAAGCCAUGCUAAAACUGGCUUAUUCCUCUGUCAGUGGCUUGUGCCACCUGCACACUGAGAUCUUCAGUACUCAGGGCAAACCUGCUAUUGCCCACCGUGACCUAAAAAGUAAAAAUAUCCUGGUGAAAAAGAAUGGCACCUGCUGUAUAGCAGAUUUGGGCUUGGCUGUUAAAUUUAUCAGUGAUACAAACGAGGUAGACAUACCUUCAAAUACCCGUGUAGGAACAAAACGCUAUAUGCCUCCUGAGGUGCUGGAUGAAAGCUUGAACAGAAAUCACUUUCAAUCCUACAUCAUGGCUGAUAUGUACAGUUUUGGACUCAUCCUUUGGGAGAUAGCAAGAAGAUGUGUUUCAGGAGGAAUAGUUGAGGAGUACCAGCUUCCAUACCAUGACCUUGUGCCGAGCGACCCUUCAUAUGAGGAUAUGCGGGAGAGUGUGUGCAUCAAGAGGCUACGCCCUUCGUUUCCCAACAGAUGGAGCAGUGAUGAGUGCCUACGGCAAAUGGGGAAGCUGAUGAUGGAGUGCUGGGCUCACAACCCCGCCUCCCGGCUCACAGCCCUGCGGGUCAAGAAAACACUUGCCAAAAUGUCAGAGUCGCAGGACAUUAAACUUUGACUCAGCCAGAGGCAGUUCUCAUGAAGGCCCAUGGAAAGAGACUUUCUUGUGCAGGCAGAAGCCCAGAAGAGGUAUCAAAAGUCUUCAUUAAUAAGUACCUUGAACGCAGCCAUGCUGAAGAACAGCUGUAAAUUUGUUUGCCAGCUUUAAGACACUAUCCUUGGCAAAAAUCAGCUGAAUUUUGACAUACAAGAUUGGAAGAGGCUUGUCUGCCCUUGUUUACACAGGGAAAUACAGUUUUAGUAACUGGUUUAAGAUUAUGCAUGUUGCUUUCUGUGAAAGCCACAUAUUAUUUUAUUAUUAUUAUUGUUAUUAUUAUUAUUUUGAUUGUUUAAAAAGAAACUGCUUUAAAUUUUAUGAAAAUAAAAGUUUUGGUUAGAAGUAAAAAAGAUGUAUAUUGUUACAUUAAAAAGCAAAAUUGGAGGAAACUGUGCUGAAAAUGAAAGCAAAGUGACUUUUUUCACUUAUAAAGAGUUUAUUGCACUCCACUAUUCAAGAAAAAGGGAGAGUGAGUCAGUGCAGCUCUGAGGAGCUGUAAUGGAAACCGUCUUAAAAGCUGCUUACCGUGGAGGUGACUUCCCCCUAGCCCUGCUUAUGAGAGUGAUUCUGAUAGUAUGGAGAUGGAGCAUGAUUACAUCCCUGCCAUGGUUAGCGUGGGCAUUCAGGUUUUUGUGGGUGGCCUGUCCCAGGAGAGGUCGAGCUUCAUUAGGAUAAUCGGGAGCUUUAUAAAACAUGGUUCAGUGUGACAUGUUUGAAGAAGCUCUUCAUGUUUCCAUAAAUCUGGUGGGUAUAAAACCAGGAUGAUAAACAAGUGCCCCUUUUCUUGGCUUUUUGUCUGUCUCUCUAGCCCCUCACUGCAAAAUAAAGUAAUUUGUGUGUGACUGGAAAUGAAAUACACAUUCGGAUCCGCUGGUGAAUUUGAAACUGCUGUGACCUACAUACACAACCACUGAGUAAGAGGAAGUUCCUUGUGAGAAAUAAUUAUUAACUUACUCUUUCAUCUGUGUAAAAGUGAGGUAUCCAUCUACAACCACAGCUGGGGAAAAAAAUAUAAACCUGUGUUCCCUUUUUUAAGGGAAAGUGAACAAUCUCAGAAAUUCCCAUUUUUUGGGUGGCAGUCAUUUUUCUUUAAGCAUAAGGAGACCUGGUGCCUCCUGUCUACAGUAGGAAGCUGACAGGGAAGGAGUGUGGACUUGGGUGGGCAGUGUGAGCUGGGCACGGCAGCCAACAGCAGGCAAGUGCCUCCAGCUCUUCUCCUGCAGUGAAAAGCACCAUAACCCGAACAAUUCUGCUCAAGCUUCAUAUGCCUUACUCUUUUGGGCGGUUUUCCAGCAGCCUCCAUGCCUCUAGAAGCCACCACAUCAUAGUGACAGGCUCUGGCACCAGGCUGGGGCUGUGGAGCAUCAUGAUUCCCAGCAAGAGGAGCUCUUACGGGAGAAAAGCAACAGGAAAAGUAUUUAUUGUCUUUCCAUUCCUCCUUUCUGGGGCUGCAGCAGUCACGCUGAUGUUAAUUCUACAGAAGGAGAAAUUGGAGGUGAAAUAUUCCCUGUGAAGUAUUUUCUUUGGCGAGAUCUCUGUUCUUCAUCGCAUUAUCAAAGCUGAGCUGUAUGGGAGUCACCAGUUUACCAUUCUUUACUCUUCUUUUAUUUUUUAAUUUUUUUUGCUUGACUGUGUCAUGUUUCACUAGUGUUCAGUUUAGUUUUGAAGUAAGAGCCUUACAAAUGCUCCUUUGAUUAUGCUAAGCUUGUUUCAGAACUGAAAUAAUUGCCAUGCUCGAUUUAGUCUCAGCAUUUCUGUAAUGCUUCUUUUAUCCCAUUUUGGACAAAACUGAUGUAUUUGUGGUAGGCAGGUGUAUAAUGGGGGUUUAGCUUCAAUGCUCCCCAGAGGUAUUUCUAGUUGGAAAAAUUGCUAUUUUAUUCUUUCAGGCUAACAGAAAAAUGUGCGGGUUCAAGAGAACCAGCAAGACCUCUGUGAUUAUAGGUGUCAAAAGGUUUAAUCAGGAUUUUUGUUAAUUAGAGUGCUUUUCCUGUACUUAGAAAUACCGAAGAAUACAAAAAGAAAAUCUCUGAGAGUUAAUAGUACACCAAAGCCUGGCCCCAAGAGAGGCAAUGCUGUUUUCCCCUGUCCUUAAUAAACAGCGUGCUUGCGUGGCUCGGAGUGGAGUUUGUUCCUCUCCUUGGCUGCCUUGGUUUGAAGAUUUGUAGCACAAAAUGAGCAGGACAGUCCAGCCUCUCUUCAUCUUUUGUUUUAGCGAAUGGAGCCAUGGGGUCACUGCUGUCACUCCAUUCGCUUUCAUGUCCUUUCAUAAAAGUGAGCACAGCCCUGAGGAAUUGGGGUUUCUCAGCUACAACGAAGCGGAUGACACCCUUGACGGUGGCAGCGCUUGGGGCAGGCUCAGUUGAUCCCACCUCUGAGCCCAGUCUCUGCAGGUCCUGGGGAAGCGGUCACGCAGCAGGGAUGCUUCUUUCCUGCCAUGUUUAGGUAUGUUUCAUGUCUACUUUUCUCAAGUAGUUCAUUGGGUUUUAUUUGGUUUUUUUUUUUUUUAAUCAUCAUGACUCUCUAUAAAUGUUUUGGAGGGUGGUUUGCUGGCUGGUGGAUGCAAUGCCCGUGAUGCCUCCAGCACUUGUCAUCAGUGCGUUGCAAGAGAAAGGGCCAGUCACUGUUUUUUCUGAACAAGUCUUACUUUUUUGAUUCAUAAGAAAGGGUUCUAAAAUACUGGUUGAUAGGUUAUGUAAAGUGUUUUCGUUCAAUGUUCAAGUAUAUGUUGGCUUUUCAUAUAUAUAUAUAAAAAUAAAUAUAUAUAUAUUCAAUUGGGAGUCUGGAAUAACUCCUGUAUGUGGAUUAAGAGUAAACUAUUAGAGAUGAUAAAGCACUAAAUGAAACAUAAUAUUUAUUUAUGAAAAGGCAUAAAUGACAAAUCACUGCAACGGUGCUAUAUAGGAAAAUAAAUAUAUAUAUAUAUGAGGAGACACACUCUGAGUAAGCAAAGGAUCUGCAGUUGUUUUAACAAGUGCCUCCCCAUUUUCUCCCAAAAGGCCAGAUUUUGCCCUCAAAUCUCCUACCUACUAUAAUUGAUGUUUAUUGUAAAGGGAUAUUCCUAAGGCCAGAAAACAGCCUAAGGCAAGUGUGGAAGUUGUUUGUUGAGCUGCUGUGACAUUCCAGUUACUGCCUGCCUGGUUGAUUUUCUGCAACACUCAAGAUGUAAUUAUUAUGGUUUUAACAUGUACAGUGACUACAAGUUAGUAUGUUUAUUUUGCCAGGCAUGGCCUUUUAAUGUCAUUUCCAGAUUUUGGCAGUUUAACAGUGCCAUGAGGGCUUGGAAGUCAGUGUUAAAGAUAAUUGUAGCUUCAGAGCCCACAGGUCUGGAAAUCCAGUUUCCAAAUGUAAAUCACUGAAGGAAAUUUGGAUUAGUGACUUAUUGGCAUAGAUAAGAUGGCAUAGGUAAGUGGGAGAAUAAGAAAAAACAAAACCAAAAGGAAAAGAUGCCAUCUAGCAACUGCUAUCCUUUCUCUAGCACAAAGUUAUUUCUAGUAAAGAAACAGUUGAAAAUGUAAAGACUAAGAAAGUAAUUUGUGUUCUUUUUUGAGAACCAGUGCCUUAUUAAACAUGUAAACAUGUAAAUACUGUAAUUACAAAACCUGGGGAACAAACUGUGUUAUGUUGUAUUUGUUCAAAUUGUAUAUGGUUGUUUUAACAUUCCCCCCAAA